AUGGCGAGCGGAAAUACUCCUACAUUAGCGUUGCGAUCCGCGCGAGGAGUCGAAGUGUGGAAGCUCGAACAACAGACACAACAGCUCACAUUUCUUCCGGACGCGAGAUUUACUCCCGACCAGAGUAAAUCUUGCCGCGCUAUUGUUUAUAGCCCCGACGGACGAUUUCUGGCCUGGGCCAAUGGUUCGACGGUGCAGCUAUGUCGGGUGUCGGCGGCCGCGAUCACAACGAUUGCGUCCCUGCCCCGACCGAAGGCAUGCUAUCUGCGGUUUUCCCCGCUCAGCAACUACCUUAUGACGUGGGAAGUGUACACCGAGAACCCGCAGGAGACCCCGAAGGAGAAACCGAAUCUGUUCAUCUAUCGGGCGGAAACGGGCGAGGAGGUAUUCUCCAUCAUCCAGAAGCGUCACCAAGAAUGGCAGAUGCACUGGAGCUGCGACGAAACCAUUGCCGCUCUGUUGGUCGGCGGAGAGGCACUCUUCUAUGAACAUGGUCCAUCCGGGCCCGGCUUUAAGCAGGUGGCACGGCGCUUCGGCAGCCUCCGGAACGGAGGUCUCUCGGUAGCCCCAGGGCCCUCGCCACCCCACAUCGGUGUCUACAUGCCCGGUACGAAGGGAGCCCCUUCGAUGUGUCGGUUGUUCAAGUACCCAAACCUGGAGAUUAACCAACCGGUGGCGUCGAAAAGCUUCUUCCAGGCGGACAAGGUGGACAUGAUGUGGAACCGGAAGGGCACCGGUUUGAUUCUGAUGACCAGCACUGAUGUUGAUACGACGGGAGUGUCUUACUACGGCAAGCAAGCGCUACACUACAUGUCUCCCAAGGGGGACUCGUGUGGCAUCCAGCUGAAAGCGGAAGGACCCAUCCACGACGUGGCCUGGAGCCCGAAGUCGGCGGAGUUUUGUGUAGUGUACGGUUUUAUGCCUGCCCGGGCAACGCUCUUCAACCUAAAGUGUGAUGUCGUGUACGAUUUCGAGCCGGGCAACAGGAACUCGAUCUUCUACAACGAUUUCGGCAAUGUGAUCCUGUUCGGCGGGUUUGGUAAUUUGCCCGGUUACAUCGAAACGUGGGAUUUGCCCAAACGCAAGAAGCUAGCAAGUUUCAAAGCACCCGAUACAACGUCCCUUGAGUGGAACCCGGCUGGUGAUACGUUCCUAACGGCCACAACCGCACCACGACUACGCAUGGCGAACGGAUUCAAAGUUUGGCAUUAUACGGGCGCUCUGCUCGGCGAGUACGAUUGGACCGGGGAGCUGCUGGAGGUCAUCUGGCAGAAGUAUCCUUCGGGCACGUUCAAGGAGGUGUCCAUCUCGGACGAGAAGAUUGUGGGCAUUGUGUCCGCAACGCCGAUAGCCAGCAGCAAGAAAUACAUUCCGCCCGGUGCACGGAACAGUGUCACUGUCACGUCCAGUGGCCAAACCAUCGACAUGAGACCACCGAUUCCGGGUCUUCCGCCCGGAUACCGUUCUUCGGUGCAGAUGAAGAACAGCAAGAAAAAUAAGAAAGCUGCCAGCAAAGCCGCUGCUGCCAAUGCGGAGACGAGUGAAACGGGCGGUGACACUACUGCUGCACCGCCGCCAGCCGCACCCAAAAAGCAAACGGCUAAGAAAAACGCUAAAAACAACGCCGACGGUGAUCUGGCCAAUGGCAACUCCAACACCAAGUCGACCGGCCCAGCGACGAACGAGAGCAGCAACAACAGUGUGCCCAAAGUGUCACCGACUGGUGAUCCGAACAAGGACAAAAAAAUUAAAGCAAUCCAAAAGAAGCUGAAGGACAUAAAGGUGCUGAAGGAAAAGCACGAGCGUGGCGAAACGCUCGUGCAGACGCAGAUUGUAAAGAUGAACUCCGAGAACCAGCUGAUAAAGGAGCUGGAAACGCUGAAGGUGGCGUGA
Messenger RNA from Anopheles marshallii, 1893 nucleotides. It is a transcript of the gene eIF2A, whose product is annotated as eukaryotic translation initiation factor 2A. Lineage: Eukaryota; Metazoa; Arthropoda; Insecta; Diptera; Culicidae. The transcript is spliced from 2 exons. The coding region runs from base 1 to 1893 and encodes 630 amino acids. Gene Ontology annotation, biological process: translational initiation. Gene Ontology annotation, cellular component: cytosolic small ribosomal subunit. The record is from RefSeq and is a predicted model, not a curated record. Gene Ontology annotation, molecular function: protein binding; translation initiation factor activity; mRNA binding.